Messenger RNA from Doryrhamphus excisus (bluestripe pipefish), 3018 nucleotides. It is a transcript of the gene trim45, whose product is annotated as tripartite motif containing 45. NCBI's taxonomy places the organism in Eukaryota, Metazoa, Chordata, Actinopteri, Syngnathiformes, Syngnathidae. The record is from RefSeq and is a predicted model, not a curated record. Gene Ontology annotation, molecular function: zinc ion binding; protein binding; ubiquitin protein ligase activity. Gene Ontology annotation, cellular component: nucleoplasm.
GCCGAGGUAUCCGAUGUCCCAAUGGGGCCGUGAACGCACCGAAGAAGGCAUUCCUAUGGGAUUUAGCUAAUGAGGGAAAGUUGAGAAAACUAUUUCUUUUCUUCUAAAAAACCCCAGUGUUAGCGAUUCGCGGUAUUACACAAGUUUUCCCUCAACGGUGACUGCUUUUUGGACCGAAUUGGACCUCACGUUUUUGUUGUUUUUUGUUGGUUCGAACAAUGUCCGACGAAAAACAGCCGACCUCAAUUUCGAUAAGGGAACACGACAAAGCGUCGGGGAAUCCCAGGGCGGUUUGUAAGGUGUGUCGAAGUUUGUACCGGGAGCCCAGAAUCCUGCCAUGUUUGCACACCUUCUGCCUGGACUGCAUCAACCAGCUGGAGCCGUUCUCAAGGGGCGCUCGCGGUUGUCACCGGGACGGCCCGAUUGACGACGGAGAGGCGGGGAGAGCAGAGAAAGCCAACACCACGGUGCUCUGUCCCGACUGUGACUCCGAGGUGGACCUUCCUCCGUCGGGGGCGGUCGGUCUGAGCACAGACCACCUGGCGCUGGACGAGGUCUUCCUGGAGACGCUGGCGAGCGACAGCCCGAUGGGGUGCGACCUGUGCGGCGAGACGUGCGCCGAGAACCGCUGUGAAGUCUGCUGCGUCAACUUGUGCGAAUUCUGUUAUCAAGCGCACAGGCGGCAGAGGCGCACAGCGUCUCACCCCAUCCAGCGUUUGGAGGACCUCAAAUCCGGAGGUCGUCUCUGUCGUCCCGUCCUCUGCUCCCAACAUCCCGGCCAGGAGCUCCGCCUCUUCUGCCAGCCAUGUGACCUCCCCGUGUGCCUGGAAUGCGCCGCCACGCUGCACGUCGAGCACAACUGCUGCCCCACUCACGAGGUCAUCGACCGCCACGGAGACCGCAUCAGGGCGUUGGUGACGGUCACGCUGCGACCGCACCUGGAGCUUCUGGAGCAGACCCUGCAGAAGGUGGAGCUUUCCCAGCAGGCUUUGCAGCAAAGAGUGGAGGCCACGGCCGAUGAGGUGAGGGCGUUUGCACGAGGAUACGCCAGCGCGGUGGAAGCACACUGCCUGUCUCUGUUGCGCCGCCUGGAGGAGCUCCGCCUACAACGCAGGAACCAGCUCCACCUGCAGAGGGCGCAGCUGCAGCAGGCCGCGUGCGACGUGCGCGGCGCCGUGGACUUCGCCGAGAGGCUGCUGAGCUGCGGCUCGGACGCGGAGAUCCUCAGCGCCAAGGCCGUGACUCUGCGGAGGCUGAGCGGCUUGGCAGAGAGAAGCCGAGACCCCCACCUGGGGGCCCUCCUCCCCGACGACGGCAGCGCCAUCCGCUUUGACGCCGGGGAGGCGGCGGGGGAGGCGGGGGGCUUCCCGCUGGUGGGUGUCGUUCACUUCAAGGCGGUGGACCCCAGCAAGUGCAUCACAGAAGGAGAAGGCCUGCGGCGGGCCAGCGAGGGUCAGCGGGGUCACUUCACCCUCGUCUGCCGCGACUCUGCCGGGGAGCCGAUGGCCCGGGGGGGCGAUCACGUCCUGGUCAGCAUCCUUCACAGGGACAAGAAGAACUGCACGGUGGAGGCCACGGUGGAAGACCACAACGAUGGCUCCUACGAGGUUUCCUACACUCCCGAGGAGGCGGGGAUGUACUCCGUGUGGGUUUGUGUCAGAGCUCAGCACGUGAAGGGUUCUCCGUUCGUGUUGAGCGUGCACAGGAAGCCGAGGCGCCACACGGGCACGUUCCACUGCUGCUCCUUCUGCUCCAGCGGAGGAGCCAAGGAGGCUCGCUGUGGCUGUCCAGGAACCAUGCCAGGAGGAUUUCAAGGCUGCGGUCACAGUCACAAGGGUCAUCCCGGGAAGCCGCACUGGUCCUGCUGCGGAAGCACCGCCGAGAAGUCCGAGUGUUUGCCCGCCAGCGUCCUGAAGGCCGUGCCUGCCGGAAGCCACGUGAGGACCGUCGAGCUCUGAGAGGACGGAUAGAUGGGCGAGGUUUUCGGGGGGGGAAUGUGGGCGAUGGCGGGACCGAAGCAGGAAGUUAGACGAGGCAGUGAGCCUUCACGCGGUCGGGUAAAAUGUUACUUUGGAAGUGCCAACAAUACUUGAAAAAUUAGCGUUGAUGUCCUCAGGUGCCAAGAAUAUAAACAAUAUGGAUUGUUUUUAUUUAGUAUCGCUAAACAUUAGCGUGUUAGCAUUUUUGCUAUUUAAAGGUAUAAAUUUACAUCGAUGGAGUUUUCAUGUUCAAUGUUAACAUGCUAACAGUUAGCAUGUUAGCAUUGCUAGUUUACUAAGUUAUCAUGGUAACAUUUAAGGUAUUUUAUAUGUGUAAACUUACAUAAACAGUAAGUAUUAUUAUGCUUUGUUGGUACACAAAAAUUAUCAUGUUAGCUUGUUUGUUAUUUUCAAAGGUAUAAACUUAGCAUUUUAAUGUGCAGUGUUAGCAGGCUAACAGCUAGUAUGCUAACAUACACUAAAAUGCUGAAUUUAGCAUAUUCGAUAUUUUGCUAGUGUUGGCUUACAUAGAGAGUGGUUUUGUGUUAGCAUGCUAACUGUUUGCAGCAUGUUAGCAUUUCAGACAUGGUAUUAUCCUACAUUGACACACAGCGCGAUGAUGCCAGGUGUUAACCCACACAGUUAGCAUGCUAGCUACAGCAUUUCAGUCCGGCGUGAAUAGGAAGCUUGCAAAUGCGAUACCUGUUGAUUGCUAUGCUAGCUAGGGUGGGGGGGUGCUGGAGCCUAUCCCAGCUGUCUUGGGGCGAGAGGCGGGGUCCACCCUGGACUGGUGGCCAGCCAAUCACAGGGCACAUACAGACAAACAACCAUUCACACUCACAUUCAUGCCUAUGGACAUGCAAACUCCACACAGAGAUCGAACCCUUACUGUGUGGCCAACAUGCUAACCGCUCGUUUACCAUGCGCCCGUUCCUGUUGAUCCAUUUUGUAAUAUGUUCACAAAAAUAAACUCCAUUGAUCUUCGGACUUCAUUGUUUACCGAACUCACGGAGGACUUACAAAGUUAGAAUCUGCGGUU